Scophthalmus maximus (turbot) is the source of this 6881-nucleotide messenger RNA. RefSeq names its product solute carrier family 6 member 9 (gene slc6a9). The transcript is spliced from 15 exons. The record is from RefSeq and is a predicted model, not a curated record. Gene Ontology annotation, biological process: glycine import across plasma membrane; neurotransmitter transport; synaptic transmission, glycinergic. Lineage: Eukaryota; Metazoa; Chordata; Actinopteri; Pleuronectiformes; Scophthalmidae. Gene Ontology annotation, cellular component: plasma membrane. Bases 618 to 2579 code for a protein of 653 amino acids. Gene Ontology annotation, molecular function: glycine:sodium symporter activity.
ACUGAAUGCCAAAACAAUCUUUCCUUUUUGAUAAAGAAGAUUGCAUUUGUUUUGCUAAUCGUUCUGUUCGGAGAUGGUCUUUUCCCUGCAAGAGGUGAAGGAGACAGCAGUAGGAGAAAUAUUCAGAUCAUUUACAGAAUUUUUCAGAAAAGGGAACUGAGCCCUGUGCAAGCCAUGCAAGAUGUGCAGACUUUGUGACCGCCACCCCAAACUCCUCGCCCCCUCCUCUCACCCCAGCCGCUGCCCAUCACCGCGCCUGCCUGCGUGCCUCCUCCACCUCCUCCUCCAUCAUCCUCCUGCGCUGUCCCAAGAGUCCCAACAACCUGACCGGUCUUAAAUCAAGCAUAGAAAAGUUUCUGGAUUAGGGCAGAAUUGACACAAAGCGGCGACGCCACUCCAGCACCACUUGCAAAACAACGCAGAAGAGGCAAGAGGGGGGACCGAGUCAGAGGGAGCAACGCGACGGGGUGAAGACACUCGAACGGACCUCAGCCACCUCAGAAAACGUCAAACUCUGACAGCGAGAGGCCGUCCCGGAGAGAGAGAGAGAGAGGAAGAGGGAAAGGGAGAGACGGCAGCAGAGAGGCAGGGGAUCUUUGCAGACAAGGUCCUGAAGGAUGGAAGAGAAGUCGGUUGUUGGGAUCCUGAACGGAGCAGUUCCAGGCGAGCCGGUGAAGAAGGAUGAAAACUCCCGGAGAGGGAACUGGGGCAACCAGAUUGAGUUUGUCCUCACCAGCGUGGGUUAUGCUGUGGGCCUGGGCAACGUCUGGAGGUUUCCCUAUCUCUGCUACAGAAAUGGAGGCGGUGCCUUCAUGCUACCGUACUUCAUCAUGCUGGUGUUCUGCGGCAUUCCGCUCUUCUUUCUCGAGCUGUCCUUCGGUCAGUUUGCCAGCCUCGGAUGUCUGGGCGUCUGGAAGAUCAGCCCUAUGUUCAAAGGUGUCGGCUACGGCAUGAUGGUGGUGUCCACGUACAUUGGGAUCUACUACAACGUGGUCAUCUGCAUUGCCUUUUACUACUUUUUCAUGUCCAUGACUAGCCUUCUGCCUUGGACCUACUGCAACAACCCCUGGAACACACCGGACUGCAGCGGUGUGGUGAGCAGUGGUCGACCGCUCAACGCCAGCCUGCUCAACGCCACCACCAGCCUGGUGGCGGGGGUGUCGGAGGUGGUCAACCGCACCAAGAGGACCAGCCCCAGUGAGGAGUACUGGAAACACUAUGUGCUGAACAUCUCUGAUGAUAUUGGGAACUUUGGAGAAGUCCGUCUGCCUAUCCUGGGCUGCCUGGCUGUGUCUUGGUUUGUUGUCUUUCUCUGUCUCAUCAGGGGCGUCAAAUCCUCUGGAAAGGUGGUGUACUUCACAGCCACAUUCCCCUACUUGGUUUUGACCAUCCUGUUCAUCCGUGGCAUCACCCUGGAUGGAGCCAUCAAUGGCAUCAAGUACUACCUGACUCCGCAGUGGGAGAAGGUGCUUGAUGCGAAGGUGUGGGGAGAUGCCGCCUCACAGAUCUUCUACUCCCUGGGCUGUGCCUGGGGUGGUCUCAUUACCAUGGCCUCUUACAACAAGUUCCACAACAACUGUUUCAGAGACAGCAUCAUCAUCAGCAUAACCAACUGUGCCACCAGUGUUUACGCCGGCUUUGUCAUCUUCUCCAUCCUGGGCUUUAUGGCACACCACCUGAACGUCCCUGUGUCCGAGGUGGCUGACCACGGCCCGGGGCUGGCCUUCGUGGCCUACCCAGAAGCCCUCACUCUGCUUCCCAUCUCGCCGCUCUGGUCGCUGCUUUUCUUCUUCAUGCUCAUCCUUCUGGGACUGGGCACUCAGUUCUGUUUGCUGGAGACCCUGGUGACGGCCAUCGUCGACGAGAUUGGCACAGACUGGAUCAUCAGGAACAAGACUGUGGUCACGCUGUCGGUGGCCAUAAUUGGAUUCGUAAUGGGGGUUCCACUAACGACACGGGCGGGAAUCUACUGGCUGUUACUGAUGGACAACUACGCUGCUAGUUUCUCUCUGGUCAUCAUCUCUUGCAUCAUGUGCAUCUGCGUCAUGUAUAUUUAUGGUCACACAAACUACUUCAGAGAUGUUGAGAUGAUGCUGGGAUUCCCUCCUCCGCUUUUCUUCAAAGUCUGCUGGAGAUUCAUCUCCCCUGUCAUUAUCUCUUUCAUCCUGAUCUUCACGGUGAUUCAGUACAAGCCCAUCACUUACAACGACUACGUGUAUCCCGGCUGGUCCCUGGCCAUCGGCUUCUGCAUGGCUAUGUCCUCCGUGAUCUGCAUACCCAUCUACGCCCUGUACAAGAUCUCCAAGUCCCCAGGAGCCACCUUCAGAGAGCGGUUGAAGUUCGCGUGCCGACCCCACCCAUCGUGGGGCCCUGCCCUGAAGGAGCACCGGACGGGCCGCUACGCCCCCGUGGCCACCGAAGACCCCGUGGAGACCUGUCCCUCCAUGGAGAAAGAGGAGCUGAAGGAGUUGAAGGAGGAGGAGGAGGAUGAGAAGGAGAGGAGAGAGGAAAUCAGCCUCACCAUCCAGGGAAGCAACGGCUCCACCAACACACACAACAACCCCAACCCCAGCGCAUAGACGGGACACCCAUCUGUCGGCCCCCAUCUCCUCCUCUUCAUCCCUUUUUCCUCCCUUCUCCUCCAUCCCCACCCCACUUUCCCACAGUCCUCUGUGGGGGAGAUCCCAUUCGCUGGAGACCUUUACAUAUUGUAAAGGCUUAUUAUAUCUCUCCUAACUUCUUUUAUCUAUCUGUGUGUCGUCUCUAGAUAAACGAAGGAAGAAAAAAAAACGAAAGGAAAAAAUUGGGUCAUCAUCCAAAAGAUUUGUGCGUGUGUGAGUGGGGUUGUUACUUUGUCUGAAAUACUUUGGUUUUCCUUUCAUAUUCUGUAUACUUGUAUAUGUCAUCUGCACAUGCAGUCAGAGUUACAGUAGAUCUUGAAGCUGCAUGUGUUUGUUGUGUGCAUGCAGCGACGUAGAGACACACACUGUUCUCCUUCAUUCAGCUAGGUGUUGUGUCGGGUGUGUUUGGGUUUCGGUGACGACCUGUUGUGGUGCUGUAAUACAGAGAAGGUUGGUGAACUGUGCCUGCGCUGGCCAUUUACAGUUUGACGAUGCUGAGGGAUGGAAACUUCUCGUGGCCGGAUAAAGACAGGCGGAUACAUCGUCGUUCACACUAUUGUACAUUUUUGCAGCACACUGUGCUUCAAGAUUGACAAACUCGGCAGAGAAACAUCAGUGAACUUUAACCGUAUUAUACUCUAACUUUUUGCCUCUGCAUUCACACACACACACACACACACACACACACACACACACACACACACACACACACACACACACACACAGAGCAUAUCUGUUCCCCAGUUUUUUGACAAAAGGGAUCCCAUGGCCAUUUCUCAGGGUUCACGCGGAGUUAAACUUAGUGGCACGUUGUUAUUCCUUGUCUCGACUACGGUGGCCAAGAUUAUGGAGACUGAAAUCAACUCGCUGUCUAAAAAACACCUGCACAAACACAUGCACAAUACCGGUGGAUGCAACUCUAACUCUAUAAAGUGCCAUCUCAUCUUAAGUCUUCCAGGCAAUGCAUCUCGGGACGUGGUCUGUGACGGAGUGGUCUUGGGGCCGGAGGAAGUAGCGGGGGAAAGGAUCAUAGGUGUGUUGGAGUGUGUGUCUCCCGUGGGUUGUAGCAAUCUGCCCCAUUCAGGCACGUUACCAAAAACAUCACCUACGUUACCUGAGUUACAUGUUACAUGUUUAUGAUAACAUUUGUGUGCAUCCCAGAGGCCCAUCUGGUGUAGGCCUCUCGCAGUCAGUGGAACCUUCAAUGUAUUUACAGACACUCGUUCUAAAGCUCUGAGCCAAGCUGCACUGUGACUGAUGGAGAGAACAGAGAGCAGCGAGGUGCGGCUUGUUUCCAGAAGAUUAUGGAAUAGAUCCUGAUACCUGAAUUAUGUAGUUUUUAAAUGUAGCUGAUAUAGAAUCGUUCUCUCAGUAUAAUUCUCCGUUUUACCCCUCUAUUGUAAAGUAACUUAGUAAAUAAUGAUAAAGAUAGCACAUGUUUAUUUUGUACAAAAGGCGGGAAACUACAGAAUCAUAAUUAACCGUGUUUACCAUUCAUCAUCUGUGAAUCGAUUUGUCGUCAUGUUGUUGGGGGGGUUAGGAUAGAGAGUAGGACAUUAUCGUAGAUGUGGGAUGACAGAGGUUUGUGUCGGACAGCUGCUCAGGUGGUAGUGAGGCAGGGGUUGUGUCUCGUAUACAGCACAUUUACAUAGGGAGAAACUUAAAAGGAACCGUUUUGGGAACCAUCCUCGUCCUUUCCUGAGAGAAAGAUGAGGAGAACGAUGCCACUCAAGUCUGCACGCAAAAACAUCUGAAGCCAGCGCCAGCGGCCAGUUAGCUCAUCCUAACAUUGAGACUGGAAAAGGGGAGGGGGGGCAGCUCGCUCAGGCUCCGUCCAAAGGAAACAGGAUCCACCUCUAAAGCUCAAUGAACAAGUUAUAUCUUGUUUGUUUAGCCUACACACACACACACACACUCAAAAAAAAGAAAGACCUGCUGGUUGCCAGGCAACUGGUCCCAGCCCAGGGAUAGUCCAGCACGUAACGUCCUCAAAAGUGUCACAGCGAGUUUUAAAGAAAGGAUAAAGGCGUUGAUGUAAUGCACAUAACCAGGAACCAUGAUGAACACAGUGGGCAUUCUGGAUCAAGCACAAAUCUCUUACCAGGUUUUCAUCAGGCCUCUGUACAGGAAGUGUGCUCUGCACACACAGUGGCUCCUCCCAUACGUGAAGAUUGUAACUUUGGCUUUCACCAUCUGGUUUUGGUUCAUUCCUCAACCAUUCACACCACAAGUGACGUAUUUUGUUCAAUGUUGAUUUUAGAUAUAAAAACACUGCUGAUAAACCAGGUGCUCGAUGAAAACAAUAGAUUUAAACAACAUACAUUUGAAUAUACACUCAUCAUCUUCAGUGCUUGUUGGGACGACUUGUAGCUCCGACCCGUUCCCUCUUUGUGAUUGGCCUGUCUCGUGUGGUCAUGCUGUAGUAAGUGUAGCCUAGCCGCCGUGUAGCCAUGCUAUCUCCCUCUAUAUACCCCAACCCUCUCCAUCUCUGCCGGCCCCCCGCAUCUCUGCCUCCCUUUGUACAGUAAUGUAAAAAAAAUAUAUAUAUAAUUGUACCGUGCGUAUGUGUGCGUGUUUAUCUUUGCUUUUAUUUUUCCGGGGAUGGAUACGCGUGUUUGGGUGGAGGGGUGGGCAUUGUUUUUUGUUUUUGAUUUCUCAUUUUUCUCGUAGCGUGAUGUAGACGGUGUCAGGUGUAUUGUGUACUGUGUGUGUAGUGGAUUAGUUCUUUACUGCUGAGCCUCGUGUAGAGCAGGCGUAGUGUCACUAUUGAUGUCGGUGUACCUCUAAUCUAUCAGAACUAGCCAUUUCCUACUCUGCUAAUCGUAUACAAUCUUAUCUUUUGAGAGAGAGAAAAAAAUUUUGUACUAAAAGAAGAGAAAGAAACUACAUAUUUUAUCUUUGGAUUUUAAUCAUUGUUUACCCAUGUUUUUUUUUUUUGGUUGUUGUUGAUUGAUUUUGAAGUUGUAUUCUUAGAAAGAAAAAAAAAUAUUUGAAGCCAGCUGAGACUAAAAGCAUUGCCAAACAAAAAGCUUUGGAUCGAAACUUGAACUACUGAAGAGAUGGUUCGUUUUUACUGUGAGCUCUGGCGUAGACAAUGCUCUUUUUUCUCCUUUUUUUUCAAAAACUAUUACCUGUACUUAAAGAAAUAUUUCACAGUGCAGUGCCAACCGUCGCACAACGCUGCUGACCUUAAAUAUUCUGUGGCUCUUAAAAACGGAACAGUUUGGCAGUUUUUUUUCCAGCGUAGUUGUUAGAAAAUGUUAGAAAAUGCACAAACUCAAAACACCAAAAUUACUCUGCAACCAAGACUGAAUCACUAUCAGGACCCAUCGAGCCACAUUUUCUCUCUUGUGCAGCUCUGAUGCAUGAUAUCGGUACAAACUGUUGUUUUAUGUUGACAUCCUAACCAGGUAUAUGACAUAGAUGUGUCAGACAAGGGUCUUGUUGCUAUUUCAAAUUGAUUUAUUGGUGAAGUGAACCUGAUUUACGGUGUCGAGCUACCAAAAGAAUAACACCUGAACCAUUCGGCCCUGAAGGGAACGGCUCCUGAGAACACACGUGAGAACGGUUCAGUUACACUCGACCCGAUGCUUACAGUACUAUCGCCGCACACAGAGGUGGCUGCGCAGAAAGUCACUGAUAUUGAAGAACGUUAACCACAUGAAGGUCUGGACCACUUUUACACACAAAUUCACAGCACAUCUACUCCACUGUACUAAAAAGAAAGAAGCAAAAAACAAAACUGUGAUUUUUACCUUGUUCCUGUGGUUCUCUGUUAAUUACAGGACAUUACCUCUUGCAUUUCAUACUACUGCUCAUGUAACCAUGAACUCGUCUUUCAGCACUUUAAAGAAAUCCUUUUUUUUUUAGCAACAAGGAAUACAUAUAUACAUAUAUAUAUAUAUACAUAUAUAUAUAUAAUUUGAAUAAUGAUUUACAAUUUCAUUCUGGAAAAGAAGCAAGUAUGGGAAAAUGCCUUUUUCAGUGGUCUGGGUGAAGGGAACUGUCCGAGUGUCAGUGUUGUAAGUUGACAAAUUGUUUUCAUGGGAGGAGUGGAGAAGAAAAGCACAAGUGAGAAGAAAACACAAAUCUUCUGGUACUUUGUAUCAUAUCUACAGUAUCUGUCUAUCUAACAAUGUCUGUUCUUCUUAUUCUUCAACCUUUAGGGCCAAAAUCCAUUGAAAUGUCUUAGUCCUGUCGGCUGUAUAUCGUAAAACUGUUGAAUUACAAAAUGGUAAAUAAAAUCUAUUUUAAAGAUCA